CGGCUUCUUCAGGGCUUUUCUCACGUCCGGGGGGCGCGGCAUCCUAACCUUUGAUCUGAUUGGCUCUGCGGCGUCCACGUGUCUAAUCGCUCCCUAACUUCCGGCAACAAAAGCAUCGUCACGUGAUCUGGCUGUGGUCAACGUGAUACUAACAAAGUGAAUGAAUGGAGGCCAGAAAUGACCUUAAGUUUCAAGAAUUUGAUGAUGCUACUAAUCUACUAGCUGCAAACCCGGAUGCCACUACUGUCAGUAUUGGUGACCCAGAUGAGACUGCGGGUAUCCAGCAAGGGCACAGAUCGAGAGAAGAAGAAGACGACCUGCUAGGCAAUGACGAUUCUGAUAAGACAGAGCUGCUUGCAGGACAAAAGAAGACCGCUCCUUUCUGGACAUUUGAGUACUACCAGACGUUCUUUGAUGUUGACACGUACCAGGUUCUUCACAGGAUAAAAGGUUCUGUUUUACCAAUCCCUGGAAGGAACUUUGUACGGUUGUAUGUAAGAAGUAACCCAGACCUUUAUGGUCCUAUCUGGAUUUGUGCCACACUGAUCUUCACCAUCACAAUCAGUGGGAAUUUUUCCAAUUUCUUACUGCACAGGGGAGAACCUCAGUACCACUAUGUGCCAGAGUUUAGAAAAGUAUCCAUUGCUGCCACUACCAUCUAUGCCUAUGCCUGGUUGGUGCCAUUGGCUCUUUGGGGUUUCCUAUCUUGGCGACACAGUAAAGUAAUGAGCAUGGUGUCCUACUCCUUCAUGGAGAUCGUGUGCGUCUAUGGCUACUCCCUCUUCAUCUACAUUCCCACGUCGAUACUGUGGAUUGUCCAUUCUGAGAUUCUCCGCUGGGUUCUCAUGUCUUUAGCCAUGUGUCUGUCUGGGGCUGUUUUAAUGCUGACAUUCUGGCCGGCUGUACGUGAAGAUAAUCGAAAAAUCGCCAUCUCCACGCUUGCGGCCAUCAUGCUGCUUCAUGUGCUGCUGUCAGUUGGUUGUGGGCAAUAUUUCUUCGAUCAACCAGAAAGUGACCAUGCACAACACGCUGUAACGUCCAUUAUUAAUGUGACCAAAAGGACACCACAGAGUCGCUAAUGGGAGGUGUCAUCACAGUCUCUCCGUUCACAUCCAUUCUUCAGGCUUAUUUGGUGGAGGAAAGCUCUGUACUGGACCGGACGAUGAGCUGCUCUGGGUUUUCCUUGUGCUUUAUAUUCUUUUAUAUAAUAAUUUACUGAAUGAGCUAAUUUUAUUUUUAUGAAAACUGAAGACGUGGCUGUGAUUUUCACGUUAUGGUGUGGUGAUUGGGGGUCUAAUAAUGAUCAUUCUUUUGUUAUUUAUUCUUUUUAUACAUUUUUUUUGCUCUAAUCUAUCAGGCAGAGGUAUUUAUUUCAGAUUAGGUUUUCCGGGAAUAUACAUUCUUUGUGUAGGAUAAUUUAGAAUCGGUAGUGGUCCUAACGCUGGCACUCCCAUUGAUCAGCAGAGAAAUUUGGUCCGCAGUGUGUCACGGCUUCCUUGUUUUGCAUUGAUUGGACCAUUCCCGAUCACACGUGGAUGGGGUUAUGCCUGUGAUGGCUAACCUCCGGCACUCCAGCUGUGGUAAAACUACAACUCCCAAGAUGCACACUUGCUUGGCUAUUCUCAGAACUCCAUAGAAAUGAAUAGAGCAUGCUGGGAGUCGUAGUUUCACCACAGCUGGAGUGCCGGAGGUUAGCCAUCACUGGGUUAUGCUAUUAAUAUUUACUUCCAGUGAAUCCCUUUUAAAGGAAAUUUGCACUAUUUAAAAUAUCAUUUAUUAUUUAUUACAACAUGCCUUAUUAUAAUACAACAUUCUUGAUUACAUAGAUUAUUGGUGUUGAGCUUUUGGGAUUGAUAUUGAUCUGCAGUAUCCCAACUUUAUUUGCAGUUCUUCCACUUCAUACAAUGACCAGUCUCUCAUGUAUGAAGGUGAGUGCAGGCAAGAACGGGAAGUGUUGCCCAUAGCAAACAAUCAGCUCCAGUUUUUUAUUUCUAAGCAAGUCAGAAAAAGUAACCUGUGAUCAUAUGGGUUGCUGUCUCCAGUUCUCGUCUGCACUAGUUUUCAUAUACGAGUCUCCACCGCUGUAACCUGCUCUAAAGCAAUUGAUAAAGAGGAGACUUGAGGCCCUGACAGCAGAUAAGGGGAUGGCAAUCAUUUAAUCAAGAUGGUCUUCUGCAGAAUCCUGUUUUCGAUAUCAAUGAAACUUGUCUAUUUAACCAAGAAUAAUCUAAUAAAAAACACUCUAUCCCAAAUGAAGGGGCUGCAUUGUUU
Molecule: messenger RNA, 2271 nt
Organism: Bufo gargarizans (Asiatic toad)
Lineage: Eukaryota; Metazoa; Chordata; Amphibia; Anura; Bufonidae
Gene: YIPF1
Product: Yip1 domain family member 1
Exons: 10
Coding region: 165-1079 (304 amino acids)
Biological process (GO): vesicle-mediated transport
Cellular component (GO): membrane; Golgi apparatus
Molecular function (GO): small GTPase binding
Source: RefSeq, a predicted model, not a curated record